AUGUACGGUGACAGGACUCCGUACUACCAACAUCCAAUGACCUACCAGCAGGGGUACACCAAGCUUACACCUCUUGGUCAGAUGCAAGAACUGCAACUUGGUUCAUACCUGCGCUCAGAAUACCUCAACCCGACUUCAGCCAAUGUAAUUGCUGGGCUCCAGGCGGAUGUCGUUGACGACAGACAGCUGCUUGUUCGCGCCGACAAUGGCGGCGAAGGUGGUGCCAUUGUCGAUUCUUCUGUUGCUCUUUUACAGGGUUUGUUCCCGCCGACGCCGCGCUCUCGCACGGGCCUCGCGAAUGGUACGACUGUUGUCGGGCCUAUGGGUGGUUAUCAGUACAUCCCGAUCGAGUCUGUUGAACCAAUCCAGAGCAUUCAGCUUGAAGGCUGGACCUCAUGUCCGAACUUUGAGAAACACGUUAAAGACUUCUACAACUCCCCUGGAUUCAAGAAAAAGGCAGAAGAAGCUGCACCGUUCCUGAAUGCUGUGAAGCCCUACAUCUUCGGUAUUGACAACACUCUGGAGAACAUGAUUUAUGACUAUUUACACACAAACUACAUUCACAACGAGACAUAUGCUUUCCGUCUGCCGCCGACGUUCCUCCAACAGGCACAAUAUUGGGUUGACUAUCACGAACAUGGUGUCUUCACUGACGUUGCCAAUCGUGGAAUCGGGAAUGUUGCCGGGCGCACAGUGUUGCCUUCGAUCAUCUCGGCCUUAGAGCGUAUUAACAAUGCCGAUGACCCUCUCCGUCUUGUCAUUCAGGAAGUAAGCUACAAACCGCUCAUUUCGUUGUUCAAUAUCACAAAUGUCACUGCUCGUUACCCUGAAUUGGACGGUCUUCCCACGUAUGCAUCUGCACUCGCAUUGGAGCUCCGCGACAACGAGGAGGGCGAGACGUUCAUUCGCGCCAAGUUCAAGAACGGUACGAGCGACUUUGAGGAAAUUCACUUGUUCAGCCACAGAGACGAUAUUGCGUUGAACGAGUUACUUUACCGUCUUGAUCUGACAUCCAUCGGUUCGACCGCUCAUUGGUGCCGCGUCUGCGGUCAACGUUCCGCACGUGGAUGCAAUAUAUGUAACCGCGAAGAGUACGAUCCUAGCAUCGCCACUCUUGUCUCCACCUCAAAUGAAUCGUGUAUCCAACGCAUCGCGGGAGCCCUCUCUUCUCCCUCUGCACAGCUCAUCUCCGCGGUACUCUUUGCGUGCCUGGCGUUCCUCGGGUUGUACAAGUUGUAUGCUGCGCGUUCGGGUACGAUGAGAUUGAGGGGUGGAUAUGAUCCACUGCCGACGUCUGCUCAGUAUGUUGAUGAACCAGCGAUGACGAAAGGACGGGGUCGUUUCUGA
This is a messenger RNA of Fomitiporia mediterranea MF3/22, 1347 nucleotides long. Its product is annotated as phosphoglycerate mutase-like protein. The record is from RefSeq and is a predicted model, not a curated record. Gene Ontology annotation, biological process: dephosphorylation. Gene Ontology annotation, molecular function: phosphatase activity. Bases 1 to 1347 code for a protein of 448 amino acids. The transcript is spliced from 9 exons. NCBI's taxonomy places the organism in Eukaryota, Fungi, Basidiomycota, Agaricomycetes, Hymenochaetales, Hymenochaetaceae.